This is a messenger RNA of Ostrea edulis (European flat oyster), 4296 nucleotides long. RefSeq lists its product as uncharacterized. Gene Ontology annotation, biological process: proteolysis. Gene Ontology annotation, molecular function: metalloendopeptidase activity. The record is from RefSeq and is a predicted model, not a curated record. Bases 244 to 3579 code for a protein of 1111 amino acids. The transcript has 19 exons. NCBI's taxonomy places the organism in Eukaryota, Metazoa, Mollusca, Bivalvia, Ostreida, Ostreidae.
AUUAUAUUUAGCAAUUCACAAAUGAAUUCCCAUACAUAAGCUGUUUGAUUACUUCAUGAAACUCCAGUGUGAAAUUAACAACUUAAGAGGAAUUAUGCCAUCUAUGAAAAUAUCAAACUUGUAAAUAAGUAAUUGUAUCUUCAAAAGUUAACGCAGUGGUGAAAGCAUUUCUGGAGUUUCAUUUAAUUUAUCAAAUCUUUGACGAGGAAAAUUAUACACCUUCAUUGGCAAAGCGGGUCCGUUAUGUCGUCGCUAUGUUCAUAUCGUAAAAGUGUGAUAUUUAUUUUAUGUUGUAUAUUUGGAAAACUAAUUGCAGAUGAAACCACAGACCCUUCAGACAUUGUAAUAAUAGAAGAAGUGGAAUCCGAAACAGAAAUCCAGAAAUCCGGAGAAAUGCCGUCUGCAUUGGGGUUUAACGUCCGCCUCGUACACGGUGAUUCCCCAGUUCACCUGAAACUGAGAAGAAACGACAAAGCAUACGAAGAACAACAAGUAGCCUCCAUUCGCCAGGAUGCCAAAGGGGAAUUUUAUUUACAGAAAGAAAAUAUACCUAAAAUCCAGAAUGUGGCACUCUACCAGGACAACGCAACACAGGCAGCAUUUACCGUCACCUGUGGCGAGGAAUCAGAAGGCCAAUGCGUUUUGCUUGGUAGUUUGAAUGUUGAUGGCGUAGAAUAUGAUAUUCAUCCUAUGGCUAAAAAUCCCGGAUUUAAAAGAAAGAAAAGAUAUGCUCGAAGACGAUAUGGCGAUGCCCAACUAUCACACAAUAGCGUAGUAAACAGAUAUAUAGAAAGACCUAAUCAGGAUUUUGAGUAUCAUAACCCAUUUGCCCAAACCAACAGUCACGCUCAAGUCCACCCAAAUCAGCAUGUUCACUCCAAUCCACACAUCAGGGAAACCAAGGAAGAGGAAUUUAAUCCACGGACAAACUACCUUAUUGAUUCUGAACUAGAACGGCAGAUAUUAGAAUACCCAGGGCAACCAAUAGUGCAGUCAGCUGGAGGGUUUCACGAAAAUGAGAUUCACCCACAUGUUGCGCCACCGAAGCGAAGACGUCUGUAUGCUGCUUUCAGGAAAGAAGCAAAGAAAGACAUUAAAGGGGAUUGCCUUGGAAGAAGUCCUGUUGUGAAAAAUCCAUCGGCACGGCGCGCAACGGAAAGGGUCGCCUUUUUCAAUCAAGGUCCUGAUCCACAACAUAAACGUAAUAACCCAAGAGUGGUGAUCAGAAAGUUUUCAGGAGCUGCUCGUGACUAUUACAUCACCCUUGUCGUUGUCGUUGACUAUAGCAUCUAUAUGAGGUUUUACAAUGCCAGCACUGAAAAGGAUGUACGGGCCAGAGACAGGGAUGCUAAAUCUAAGAUCCGAAUGUAUUUUGCUCACAUUGUUAAUGGGAUUGACCUUCGUUAUGCCAACAUCAGAGAACAAGACUUCGCUAUCAAGGUUGCCGUUACAGAAUAUGUUAUUGCUGAUCAUCCGAACUUUUCUCCUUGGACUAACAGUUAUGUGAACCCUGAGCACAAAUAUGUGGGGGUUUGGGACGCUCUCAACAAAUUGGUGGACUGGAGAGAAACAAUGAUUAAACAUCUUCCCUCACAUGACCAUCUGAUGUUAUUUACGGGGGAGGAUUUAUAUGAAACAAGAUCUGACGAUCCAUCCGUAACAGGAUAUGCCCAUGUUCGCACCGUGUGUACAAAGAAAAGCGCAUCUAUUAACGAAGAUCACGGGGGUUUUGGUGGAAUCAUAACUGCUACUCACGAAUUGGCCCACAGUUUAGGGGCUAAUCAUGACGGAGAAUUGAAUCAUUGUCUGCCAUCAGAUCAAUAUAUAAUGACAGCCAUGGGAGGAGAUACAAACCAAGAAAACAAACUAAAUCCGUGGAGGUUCUCUGAAUGCUCAGUGGACUACUUCAGGGACUACAUUCAAGAACUGGACAACAAACGAGAAAACUGUAUGCUUGAUAAGCCCAUAGACAUCGAUCCGAAUUUUCAUACAGUUAUCAAAAAAAUGCCUGGACAAAUGGUAGGACCAAACGAGCAAUGCAAAGAGAAACUGGGCCAGGGUUCAUAUUAUGGAUGGGGUGGUGGUCUUGGAAGAUAUCAAGACAUCUGUACAAAUAUGGCCUGCAAAAACACAAAGAAAAGACAAAGUUUCCAUCUUUACAAUGCUGCAAGAGGAACAUCUUGUGGACAUAAAAAGUGGUGUAUCAAUGGACAGUGUGUGUUUGACAGAAAAGCUCCUAGAAAAGAUGAAAAGUGUGUGCAUGGAGAUUCUCUGAAGCCGUUUCCAAACAAUGCCACAUGUAGUGAGCUGAUUGAAGGUAGACCUGCGAGGUGUUACAACAGAGAAUACAGAGAAUAUUGUUGUGGGUCUUGUGGAAAGAAAUUUACAGGAAAAAAGCGUUGUGAAUAUGGAGAUAAGAUAGCAUCUUGCGUUUUGGUGAAGACACGACCAUACCUGUGCUACGACCAGAAAAACAGUCAACUUUGUUGCAUCAGUUGUGCACAGCUGCAUACUAAGAUAAAAGGUUGUGAAUAUGGAGACCGUAAGAGCGGAUGUGACAAGAGGUUGUGUCAUACACGGGAUCAUCAGUUAAACUGCUGUCAGACAUGUGGUAAGGGAAAUCGAACUUCACAGUCAGUCACAGCAAUCAAACCAUCCCCAACUCCGAGUAGACCCGAGGUUAAAACCACAAAGACGAUACCAAGACACCCAAUUUCUCAUACUACUCCGAAAAGACGGCGACUAUUUCCGGACACUACCAAAAAAACAGUCGUUCACAAACCGGUACAGAAUGUCAACAAGCACUCCAUACUCCCCACCACAACCCACAUGAUUCCAUUUUCAUCUACUCGAUUCAGUUUGAAGAUCGGGGGUACCAAACAAGAAGGCGCUCCUUCUCAAAAUAAAGAGGAAGGAAUACCAAAACAACCACAUGAUGUUGGACCAACUGAGGAGCUCAUUCCAGAUCCAUUUGCACCAGGUUUCUGUGUCAAGAAGAACGCGUUUUAUAGACCAGACGUUCCUUGCGAAUUUUUAGCAAAAUGGUUGUCCUUAUGUACAGAGACAAGAUUCAAAAGUGCAUGUUGCCAAACAUGUAACAUUGAUCGCUCCGCAAGUGUUAAAAUUGGGUGUGUGGACAAUCAAUUUUGUACUGCGCGAACAGGAGCGGACUGUUACAACAAAGCAACGCGUGAUAACUGCUGUGCCAAGUGUAGCAAGUUUGAAACUGGAUUCAUGUUAUGUCCCUAUGGCGACAAAGAUGCUAGAUGCGGUCUUAUGAUGCGACUUAAUAAGAAGUUUUAUUGUGAAAACUAUGGAUCCACCUGCUGUGAGUCUUGUUUUAAAGUAGCUCGUCGACCAGAAGUUACUACACCAUUCCCUGUUGUAAUUAGUGCACGCAGACCACAAUCUGCUGCUUCAAGACUAAGAAGUCAGACUCAGAGUCGCCGAGAGCCCAAAGUGGCAGCAUCUAGGAGUGUAACAUCAUCAAGUAAUAACCUUGAACGAGUUAGACAAAACUUAAAACGAUUUGUCACCUUUAUCAACCAAAUUUUCUCAAAAAGCAAAAGUGUUGGAUGAGGAAAUCAGUAGUUAGUUAAGCAAGGUUUCACAUGGGAGUGUUUGUCCCAAAUAUUUACUUCUCUCUCAAAUGGGACCGGUUCUCUGGGAUAGAAAUGCUGUGUAUUUCAUACUACAAAGGAUAUGGUGGAGUAUUCUGGAUAAGAAAUGUACCACACAUUUAACAUUCAUUUCUUGAUGGUGUAACUGUCUUAGUUGUGCAAAAUCAAAGGACUUGAGUUCCAUCCGAAUAACAUUUCUUCAGCACAUUUCCUCAAAUUUUGAUAUGCAAAACGAUUGAAGUGACUUUGCUUCCGGUCCUUUAGUUCUCCUUCAUAGUCCCAAUGCUGUCAUAUAUCAACUCUGAAACUUUUUUUUAAUGUUCUGAAUGUCUUGUAAUGUUUUGAAAUGCGUUUUUGUCUCCUGUUAUUAAUUUUGAUCAUACAUUUUGUAUUAUUUUGUGAUAAAUCUGUAUUCCGGUGUAUGUAUGCGUGUUUAAUGUAUGUUUUCUUUUAAAUUUAAUUUGCUGUUGCAUAUAGAUAACGAGUCAAUAUCGACGAGUUCUACAACCAAACUGUAUUAUUGCAUGUGUUGUUGUUAAGUAGUAUUUAUUGGAUCAUUUGUUGCUUUCAGUUGUUCUUGUUAUUUUUGUUUUUAAUGGAAUUAUUUAUUUUAUUGUCAAAUUCACGUAUACUAUUGUUUCAUAGUUGUUUUACAUAUAAUAAAUAAGGAAAGUUG